AAAGCCCUGUUUCCCCCAACUCCACUCGCAGCUUGCCGCCCAAAGCGAAAAGAAAGGAACCCCCUCGCUCCAACAUACCUUCACCUCGGCCGGGGACACACACCCUCACACUGGGAAACCGUACCUCGCUGGGGAAUUCAGAAAAACGAGAGAGGUUGGGGACACUUCCGGGGGCGACCAGACCAUUUUGCAAAUUGGGCUCGCAAGCGCCGAAACGCUGUAUUCCGUGCGGGCUCAAGAAACAGGACACUGCACGAUAUUAGACCCAUACAGACGCACGACAGAAUGACUUACGUUAAGGGAGCGAAGGCGAUUCUGCAGGUGCUGGCACUCACCGCCGUCCUCCUCACUUGGUCCUCUGUUGACCGAAUAUUCACAGCCAUUACAGCACACGACAACUCCCUCCACAUGUGGUUCGGCUCCCCCCGGACGCCGAAAGAGAUCCACGCCGGCGAGAUCUACAACGCCACUAUCGAGUGGUCCUCCACCCUCGCGACCCGCAAGACCUACCUGAACGUCUCAUGUGAUUUUUCCCUCGUCUGCGCCGCGUCGGGAACGCCGAGCACGACUUAUCGGAUUGAUAACUUAUUGAUCAAGAAGAAGGAUGGUUCAGCCUACAUAGACUACCCGGUAACCCCCCUCGACGUCGACCCCGCCCUCGAAGUCGCCUCCUGCUACUUCGCCCUCGAGUACACAUACUGGUCCAACGUCCCGGGUACCAAAAAAUCCGCCGGCCCCUCCUUAAUCCGCACAACCGACAUUGCCCAAUCCGCCGUCUUCAAAUUUGUGCGCGCUCCCCGUCUCCUCCCGCUACCACUGGCCAACAGCACCGUGUUGUCAGCGGAAGAUAGGAAGCUGAGCCUUCAGCUCCGGGUCGACGACUUCACCCCUGCCGUACCCACAUCCCCCGCAACAACAUCCCCACCACCCCCCCGCACAGUCCAAUUCACCCCCCCUCUGACACCCCACUACUACUACACCGCCGUCUCCAUCUGGCCCGAAGACGACCCCGACUGGACGCUCUACGAGCCGCACAACGUGUGGGAGCUCGGGAUGUGGGGGUGGUGCGUGGUCCUGGGCGUUGUUUACUAUGUGGUGAGGGUGCACCCGCGCACGGCGCAUGUGAUGCCGAGGGUGCGGGAGGCGGUGGGGGAGAGGAUUGUGGGGUGGUGGGGGAAUGACUUUGAGGACCCCCUCGUCCCCCGAAAGACAGUCCGAUCCCGCCGUCGCAGUAUCCUGCGCGACCAUAUCCCGCAACACUCCCACGGCGUAUGAACGUCAUUCACAACACCCGGCUGUGGAUGUAACGCGCAUGACGUUCACGUUCGCGGCGUAUAGAAACCCUGGAGAUGGGGAGUUGGGAUAGGGGACACCUUUUUUUGCAUGUAUUUCAUAGAUGGGUUAAGGGUAUUUAUUUUUG
This is a messenger RNA of Fimicolochytrium jonesii, 1420 nucleotides long. RefSeq lists its product as uncharacterized. The record is from RefSeq and is a predicted model, not a curated record. The annotation marks the transcript as partial. The transcript is spliced from 4 exons. NCBI's taxonomy places the organism in Eukaryota, Fungi, Chytridiomycota, Chytridiomycetes, Spizellomycetales, Powellomycetaceae.